Amoebophrya sp. A25 is the source of this 3730-nucleotide messenger RNA. The record is from the annotation of a GenBank genome assembly. NCBI's taxonomy places the organism in Eukaryota, Dinophyceae, Syndiniales, Amoebophryaceae.
AUGCGAACUCAGCUCCGCGCACUGCCUUCGGUGUUCGACGUUUUUGGAAAGCGAGAAGCAGUGGGCGUGCAAGUUUCCGAGGAAAUGCUUCUUGGUCGUGAAGAUGAAGCCGAACAGGACCAGCUGCGGCAAAAGGUGGAGAAGAGCACGACUAAGAUGGCAACAGCAAAAGCGAAGGCGACAGUGAUGAAGCGGGCUCCAGCGGGCGGAGCCAGCAACACCAGUAGCAAGGCGCGCCGUGUUGGUGCAGCAGCAGCCUCGAGCACUCGCGAAUCUUCAUCGAAAAGCGAAGAAGACGAGUUGUCGGGAGAGGAGCUAGGUCUGAGUAUCGUACGUGGGGCAGCAGCUCUACCAGACUUUUUUGGAGAUGCCGUCACACAAGAGCUGCGCGCUCUUCUUACAGAUGUGUCGACAUCGGCGGAGGUUGACACUCUUCGUGAAUUUAUGCGCAAGAAGCUGGGACUCGGCGCUGACUCUUUCGGCAAGACUCUCUCACUUGCGUUUCCGACGCGCCUCCGCAAUGACGAAAACUGGAGUGAAUCUUCGGCCGAGGCGCGACACGCCUUUUUGGACUCUGGCUGGAUCAAGACGCUGAUGACGGCGGAAGCAGCGAGAAAGCUGAAAAUUGAAAAAGCAGAAAACGCUCAGAAAGCGAACAACAAGCAGGAAGCAGUGGAAAAAGUAGCCGGAGGAGCAGAAUACGAAAGCAGUGACGACGAAACAAGUGAUAGUGAAUCUUUAGCCGAGCACGCGCAGGCGCAAGAGAAUGCUGGAUCACCGGAUGCACAACCGCGCCAGAAAGGAGAGCGCCUUCUCCCGUUCGGAGAUUUUUCGCCGGAGCGUCGAACCAAGCCAAUGCUCGCUCGUCCGGCAACACCCCAGAAAUCGCCGGCACGCGCAGCAUCAUCGCGCACUCUGCAGGCUGCUCUUGCGCCGCCUGCACGACCGAGCGCGGAAGUCGCCAAGCCUGCCGAAAGUAUGCGCCAGCAGACUCUGGCCGAACUCGCAAUCGCUUUGGCGGCACUCCGCCGACAGUGCAAGGCGUGCGCGUUCCUUGCGACCGCUGCAAAACUCUUCAGCUACGACUCCGCUGCGACUUCGUGCGCGUCGUGUGGUGCCACUGCUGUCGAGGAAGGCUACGGCGUCUUGCAAGCGUGUGCUCACGUGUACUGCCGCGAGUGUGCAGACAGGAAGCUCAAGCGCGGCAAAAAGUUGUGCUUGACUUGCGGAGAGAAAGUGCCAAAGCUAGCGACCCCGUUUAUUUGCUUCGCUCCGCCAAAGCCGGACCACGAGCGCGAACGUGAAGACUAUCUGAUGGUAUUAUCGCUCGAGUAAUUUGGUGGAACUAGAAGUACAGGAUGGUGUAGAUGCAAAACCAUUUAUCGGGAAUCAUGUUUGAUGUUCGUUUUGAGUUUCAAUCAGCACUCACACGAAGCUUCGUCGUUGGGGGGAUCUUUAUUCCUAUGAAUAUAUACUCCUUUUCAGGGUAUCGCCAGCCCAAAGCGGAGCGGAGAUGCGCUUGUCGUUGCUCCGUUAACGUACGACCAGUUUGGGUCUAAAAUCCAGUGCAUGUGCGAUACUUUGCGAGAGAUCAAGAACAACGACCCGAAGAGCAAGGCUAUCGUUUUCUGCCAGUGGCCAGAUCUCUCGAAAAAAAUUGGCAACGCGUUCAAGCACUUCGGCUUCAAGUAUCAAGUUCUGAACAAAGGCAACGCACUGGUGCAAAACAAGAUCAUCCGCUGUUUCCAGCGAGAUGAGGCUUGUGAGGGCGGUGAGUCGCCAGAGAUUCUUGUGAUGAAUCUCGAAAAGUCCGCGUCUGGUGCGACGCUUACGAGGGUACUACGAUUGCGUACCCUGUUGCCUCAUCUUUCUUCGACUUUGUUUUUGUGUAGGUGUGCAACGUUUUACUCAUCGAUCCACUUGCUUCGUUGAGUUUUUUUUUUCCGAUCACCAUAGCCAUAUCUCGUGAAAGUGAAAUUGACGCUGAAAAUAGUACUUCAGCUUGCUAGCUCUAAAUUUUAUCUCUGCCUCGGCACCGUACGCAUACUUCAGCAUUCCUCGUUGGUCUUUCUAAAAGAAGACGUAUCACGUUUUUUGUAGCAUAACAAGUCAAAUCCUCCUGAUCCAGUACCUUCUCAGGCUUCGCAUGUCCUGUUCGUCCAUCCGAUGGUCGCAGGAUCAGCUGAAGCGGCCCUUGCCUACGAGGAGCAAGCAAUAGGACGAGUGCGCAGGAUGGGACAGCCCAAAUCUGAGAUCCAUACUUAUCGCUUUUUUACGAGGGCAACUAUUGAGGAGGAGUUGCACACCCAACACGCACAUCUCAUCGAAAAACGCCAGCAGAAGCAGAAGAGGAAAGCAAGCGCGAUGCAGGACGACGACCCCAUGGACGUCGCCGACCAAGAGGAUGACCUUAUGGCGGACUAAGUAGAAGAUGCAGAACCGUGCUAGUACAACUAGCAUGAUAACCAUAACGGCGCAGUUGAAGAGGACUUCAACAAAAAAAAUCGGUGAACAGAUCUCACAUACACUACAGUGACAGUGAGUGAAUAGGUCAUGAUAUUACACAUACAUGUGGAUCAGUAUGCGGAAGAAUGAAGAUCGAUCAUCAAGAUUCAAGUAAGUAUGUAAGUAACUCGAAAUAGAAAAAGAUGCUAGCCAUCAACAUCAACAUUUUUGUCAUAGAAACCAGGGUGGCUAGUCAGAAAAUUUCCUUGAGCUUUGUUUUAUCUAAGGAGGCGGUACAAACAUUUAUCUUCAUAGACUGAUGCUGUUGUUGAUCCACAAUAAGGAGCUUCCAAAGUAGAGGCUACUCUAUGUUUCAACUAUUCAACACGACCGAGAGGUCACAAUGAACCAUAAGAAUAUACAUAAAUUUCUAACACGGUCACAACCAACAUGAUUGAUGUGCGUGGCUCUUAAUGUUCCAUCGUCCUCGGGAGGUAUUUAUGUGUGUAAUACUAUUCAAAAUCGAACCAAUGUUUUUAAUUUUAAUCCCGAAGAUAAAUACCAUUUUGCUUUGCGACUAAAGUUUAUUGUUGCAUACGCAAUCCGUCGUUCUUCUCUACAAGCCAUAUGAUGUUGAUCUCUUGUUCCUUGGACAUAAAACAAAGUAAAUUAUCUGCAUUUCGCACCAUUGAGUAAGCGUCUUGAUCCCUGAUACUACAAGUGUCAACUGAUCGUCGAUAGAUAUAUUUCAAAUAUAUUCCCGAAGAUCAAAUCCGUUUCGUUCAGCCCCCUGACCAUAAUAGAUGAACUCAAGUUUCUUAGCUGAACUUAGACACAGACACAGACACUCUCACUCUCUCAGACAUGGUUUUGAUUAUCGGUUAAUAGAAGUUAUUCACUUGUUGUAGCCCACUCCCACAUUGAUUCCCCGAUAUUACUUUGACUUGUCCUUUUCUUCGGCCCAGUUACCUUCCCUAUGGUACAAAUAGACUGAACUCUAGCUGCAUUCAGCAUUGUCAAUGCAUGAUGGAUUAACGACUUGAUUGUAACAUUUAUUCUCUCAACGUCUAUUGACACUGACAGUCCAUUAGUCUACUCCUAGCAUUGGAAAAAACCAUUAUGAUGUAGUAAGUAGAUUCGGUCUACAGAAACCACACUCAUCCUCAUACACAGACCCAAGGCAUCCUCAGAGAGCUAUCUUUUUCAAACAAGUCAAAAAGUUACAGUUCGUAGCGUAAGAAGUUACCACAACCUCGGACUUCCACAGUCUAUUUCAUGGCCCAGC